AUGUGUCCUGGAGGACAGGUUGUUCUAACUAGCACAAACCCAUCGGAAUUGUGUGUCAAUGGCAUGUCAUUCUCACGGCGAGCGUCUAAGUGGGCAAACUCGGCUCUUGUGGUCACUGUAUCAUCUCAUGAUUUUGAACCAUUUCAAUCCCAUGGUUCUCUUGCGGGCGUAGAGUUCCAGAGAGAGUAUGAAAGAAGAGCAGCUAUGAUGGGGGGAGGGAAUUUUGUUGUCCCUGCACAGUGUGUCACAGAUUUUAUCAGUAACAAAUUGUCAGGUUGGGAGUUCGUCCAUCCAAACUCCAUGAGUUAUUCCCUCCUUACAUAA
Triticum turgidum subsp. durum (durum wheat) is the source of this 324-nucleotide messenger RNA. Lineage: Eukaryota; Viridiplantae; Streptophyta; Magnoliopsida; Poales; Poaceae. The record is from the annotation of a GenBank genome assembly.